AUGGCUUCUUCAACCGUUUUCCUUGCUGAUGGAUCAGAAGGUGUCAUUUGUCCAAGUGAGGAUUAUUGUGAUCUUAUUUGCAUGAAUGAAAAUGUUUGGGCACUUCGUUCCUGUUGCAGAUAUAUAGAUGUCUUAGAUCCUCAAGGUGGGGAUUUGUUAGAUACUUUAAGUUUACCGGAGAAAUGUGUGCAAAUAUGUUGUGCAGCCAAUCGAGUAUGGCUCUUAUCUACCAAUGGACAUCUGAUUAAUUAUGAUUUUAGUGGUAUACUUCUUGGUGUACUUGAUAGUGAGUAUGGGAAAAUAAAGAGAUUACAUUCUUUUGAUAAUUGUCCUUCUUUCUUUGCAACUAGCCAAGAAGGUGCAUUUCAAAUAUGGAAUAUGGAUAGAAUGAUUGUGGAUCGUGUAUUUCCAUGUGAAGGUGGUGGUAUAAUCGUUGCUGUAUUUCCUGUUCAUCCCUAUUCAUUACUGCUUUCUGUUCAAGAGGAUCAAAUAAUAUUAUGGGAUUUAAAUAAUUCUCAUCCACUUUGUGUAAAACCGGUAGAAAAGGUAAACACAGCCGUUUUUGUACGAUCACUUUACGCAACUUCUUCUCCUGAUUGUUGUUGGGCGGGAGGAAAUAAAUGGAUAUUUAUUUUUCGACUUGUGAAUAGUCCAAAUGGUGAAAUUACACUUGAAAAGGAACGGGCUAUACCAUGUGCGAGUGUACGUCAACUGGUGUCUAUCUCUUUAUCACAUAUUAUAUCAUUAGAUGCGGAAUCUUUAAUAACUGUGUGGGAUUCACGCAAGUAUACACCCGUACGAUUAUUUAAAGUAGAUACAGCAAUGGAAAUUGUACGUGGUUCACCAUCUCCUCAUUUAUUUCUUGUUCAUACUUCUCAAGUGAUGACCUUCUGGACUUUGGCUUCGCAGAGACGAUUUACAUGGGAACAUCGGGUAUAUGAUGACAAGACUCUGGGAUUAGAUUCAUCACACAUUUCUACUUGUUUUGUUAAGCAAGAUGAGAGUAUGUAUCUUUCUAAAAAGUAUUCGUGUUUAUUAGAAAUGACAGAUGCUUAUCGUAAAAAAAUUGUGGAGAUUAUAUCAAAUACGGCUCUUGAUGAGGUAAUGAAAACAACCACUAUUUUAACACUAGACAAAUGUCUUGGGGAUCAAAUGAAGGUGUUAAUGAGUGAUGAUAAUAAUAACAACAAGACGAGUUAUUUAUCAAUAAAAAAAAAGAGUUCAAGAGAUUUAGUGAAAUAUUGGCGUGAAAAAUAUUUAGUUGAGAAGGAACGUAAUGAAAUCUUACUAAACCGUCUUCAGGGAAUUACGGAGAAUAUACAAAAGAAACCACAUGAGUCCAAUCUUGAAAGCCAUUUGGCGGACCUUUUGGUAUUAAAUUGCGCUCAUCAGAGAACUAUAUCUGAACUUCGUGGAUAUAUUCUUCAACUGGAAGCGAAAAUACAUGAAAUAGAUCUCGAUGGUAUUAAUAAUGUAUAUCCCACACAAGUUAUGGAAAAUAAGAAUAAAGUUUAUAUAGAUCGCAUAUCUAACCUUCAAAGAGAAUUACAAAUGGCAUUAGAAAAUAGUUCAAGUGUUGAGGAAUCUCAAGAAGAGGUUCAAAAAAUGGCGGAUAUACUUUCUAGAACAAAAGAAGCGCUUAAUUUGGAGCGAAAAAAAGUUAUCGCACUCACACAACAGAUAAUGGCAAUAGGAAGAGAAAAGGAUAAACUAUGUAAUAACAUGGAGUAUCUUGAAGAGGAACUUCAAACUUCCAUACGUCAAGGAGAAGAACGUGAAGAGUUUCUAAAAAGAGGCCAAUUUGAAAUGGAGGAGAAGUUGAGACGAAUAUCUUUAAUGCUUACUGAGAAAGAUGAAGAAAUUCGUCUAAUGACAAAACAAAUGGAAGAGAUGAAGGAAUAUAGACACUUCGCUUCUGACCUUACUCUCCGAGAAACAGAGAUUGCAGGUCUUAAAAGACAAUUGGAGUAUAUGAAAGAUAAUUUAUUAAUAUAUCAGAAAGAGAAAAUAUCAGCUGGAAGUGCAUAUGACUCUAUCAUGAAUAUGUUAAACUCUUUGAAGGAUAAUUCUCCGGCUGCAAUUUUAGGAAAUGCACUUGGAAAUAUUGAUCAUAGAUUGUCGCAUUUAAAAACCUGUGAAAAAUUGUUAAUGGAAAAGGAUGACCAUCUUGCUAUUAAAGAUGAUGAAAUUCGUCUUCUCAGUCGCCGUGUAAAAGAGUUAGAAGGAGAUAUUUCGCGUGUAUCCUCUUUAUUCUCUCGUGUACCUCAUAGUGUGAGAGAUAUAGAAGCACUCUUGCUAGAAGUUAAUGAAUAUCGUCUCCGGUAUGGGAAGAGUGAAGAAAUUGAUGAGAUGGUGGCUAUUCAACAACUGGAGUUGGCAGCUGGUCGUUCUGUAGAUUAA
Trypanosoma theileri is the source of this 2400-nucleotide messenger RNA. RefSeq lists its product as uncharacterized. The record is from RefSeq and is a predicted model, not a curated record. Lineage: Eukaryota; Euglenozoa; Kinetoplastea; Trypanosomatida; Trypanosomatidae. The transcript has a single exon. The coding region runs from base 1 to 2400 and encodes 799 amino acids. Gene Ontology annotation, molecular function: protein binding.